AUGCAAACAACAAGCGACAUGUCCCUUAUGAACGGUUUUUUACCAGUUCCCUCAUUUGAUACAACCACGACUCCAUCGUCUCCUCAGAUAGUCACUUCAACCGAUGCAGAAGAAACCCUUCCGAAGACUUCUCAAGAAAGUAAAUGGGCUCAAUUGUUGGACAGAGUUUUUGAAGAUGCAAAAUUCAUGACUUUGGAACAACGUCAUCAGCAAAUCUAUCCAUAUUUUAUGCAGUUUUGUGCUAAUGUUGAUGUGGAUCGCUUUAAUGAGAGUUAUUUGUCUAACGCUCGUAUUGAUGGAUCUUCUACAAAACGAAAUUUAUCAUCCAUUGUUGAAGCUGCGGGCAUGGAAGACAAUUCAUCUUCCGAUGUUGGAUCUUCACCAUCGAAAAAAAAAAGAAAAAAAAAAGACAAACCUAAGGAUGAUAAAAAGAUGAAAGAGUGGUCAGAAAAGAUACGACAAAUUGCGGAUGAAGGCUUACCAUCGCUAACAGAUUUACAGGAUAUUGAAAAGAACUUCUCAGAAGGAAAGCAAAAACACAUUUCUAUUAAUUACAGAUUUAUCACAGAGAAGAAGGAGAAUCAUUCAGAACAAGUGAGACACACGUACAAAAACUUUUUUGAUCGAUAUCCUAAAUUAUUUUACUUUUUCUCGUACUGGACGUUGAAUGGCAAAUUCAAGAUUAUUAAGAGCGUGUUUGACGAGUCACCAGAUCUUUAUAAGAAGUGUGUCACAGACAUUCCAGAUGAAUACAAAAAGAUUUGGAUCACUCAAUAA
Molecule: messenger RNA, 777 nt
Organism: Naegleria lovaniensis
Lineage: Eukaryota; Heterolobosea; Eutetramitea; Acrasida; Naegleriidae
Exons: 1
Coding region: 1-777 (258 amino acids)
Source: RefSeq, a predicted model, not a curated record